AAUGACGAACGGUAACGUUAUUCACCAUUGGCAUUCAUUCACCGGCGCAAGAAAUGUUCAGCGUCCGAAUCCACUCUCUCGACGACCCCGGCUCUGCGCCUAUUCGAUCUUCGUCCGAUCUCAUCGAUGACUGCGUCGGCGAUCCCCAAGAAGCCGUCGGUACCAGUUGGAGCUCUAAGCCAAACCCUAAGGUCCAGCUCCUCCGCGGCAUCGUUCAUCUCUACCGCACCCUCUCGCCACCACUUUCAACCUCUUCUUCCUCCUCCUCGACAACCCCCCAAGUUUCUUCCGAAUCCACCCUCCCGCCCGUACGCGGCACACUUAUCUUGAUUCUUGCCGUGCCAUGUCACGUCUCCCUGGAGGAUCUCUUUCAAUUUUGCGGCUCCAUUGAUCGAUCCUCCAUCAUCCAAGUCAUUAGGAACGAUGCAUUUGAAGAUAGGUACAGUGUGCUCGUGAAGUUUGAUGAUCAAAAUAGCACAGAUCAAUUUUAUCUUGAUGCUAAUGGAUGGCGUUUUUCUGCAGAGGGAGAGGUUUGCCACCUUCUGUUUAUAAAUUCCGUAGAGUUCACUGAUCACAUGAAGAUUGCAGGAACUCCACCAAGUGGAUCAACAGAGUUGCCUACAUGCCCUGUUUGUAUAGAGAGAUUAGACCAAGACAUCAGUGGAAUUAUUGCAACAACUUGUGACCACUCUUUUCAAUGCUCUUGCAUUUCAAAGUGGGUUAAUUCCUCAUGUUCAGUUUGUCAUUUUUGUCAGAAGCAUUCAGAUAAGCCAACAUGCUCAAUUUGUGGAACACCAGAAAACCUUUGGAUAUGUGUCAUCUGUGGUUUUGUUGGAUGUGGAAGAUACGAAGAAGGCCAUGGUAUUAGACACUGGAAAGAUACUCAACAUUGUUAUUCUCUUGAUAUGGAAACACAAAGAGUGUGGGAUUAUGUUGGUGAUAACUAUGUUCAUCGGCUAAAUCAAUCCAGAAGUGACAAUAAGCUUGCCAAACUGAAUUCCAAUAGUAGACUGUCAGGCAAAAAAUGCAUCCACUGUGGAUGCAGUGAUGAUGUUGGAAUUAGUGAAGCUAUAUUAAGCAGCAAAGUCCAAAUGAUUGUUGAUGAGUACGAACAUCUACUAGCUAGUCAACUUGAAAGCCAAAAGCAGUAUUAUGAAGCGAUAGUUCAAAAGGAAAAGGAAAACAAGAAGAAGUACAUUGCUGAUGCCAUUGAAAAGGCUGUAAGUUUAAAGCUGCAAGAUAUGCAACAUAAUAUUCAUGAUGUUACCAAGGAGAAGAAAGUGGCUGCUGAUAUUAAUGCAAAUCUCAUGAAGAAUCAGAAGCUUUGGCAAGAAAAGAUCAAGGAAAUUGAAGAAAGGGAGAGAAGAACUUUAAGAAUAAAGGAUGAAAAUAUCCGUGAUCUAGAAGAUCAGAUAAGGGAUUAUAUGGUUUUCAUUAAGGCCAAAGAGGCACUUAAAGUGGCUGAGGCAGAUGAUAUCCGAGGGGGUACGGUGCUGCCAGUUCCUCUGCUGCAGGCUUCUUCAGCCAAAACCAAACGAUCAUCAAAGAUAAAUAGGAGGCAAAAGUAAAAGUUCCCGAUGCGACCAGCAUAUUGCAUUCUCAUGUGGAAUCAAGUCACGGGAACGAUAUAAAGUUUUCCAUCAAAAAAAUCCUUUUUUUUUGUGUAUAAAUGUGCCUGGUUAGUCAGUGUAGUUCCAUGAAGAUCGUUCCAGAUUUUAGAUCAGAUGUGAAUGCAGUUGGAUAGUUCUGGAACAAGAUUGUUCACGACCAUCUGAAUUAUUCCCCCUGCUGUGAAGUUGGGUUGCACACUUAAAAAUGAAAUGUUCAUAAAACCUUACAUCGCCA
This is a messenger RNA of Zingiber officinale, 1845 nucleotides long. Its product is annotated as BRAP2 RING ZnF UBP domain-containing protein 1-like. Gene Ontology annotation, molecular function: zinc ion binding; ubiquitin protein ligase activity. Gene Ontology annotation, cellular component: cytoplasm. Gene Ontology annotation, biological process: protein ubiquitination; Ras protein signal transduction. The transcript is spliced from 12 exons. NCBI's taxonomy places the organism in Eukaryota, Viridiplantae, Streptophyta, Magnoliopsida, Zingiberales, Zingiberaceae. The record is from RefSeq and is a predicted model, not a curated record. The coding region runs from base 54 to 1568 and encodes 504 amino acids.